This is a messenger RNA of Diaporthe citri, 441 nucleotides long. RefSeq lists its product as uncharacterized. The record is from RefSeq and is a predicted model, not a curated record. The coding region runs from base 1 to 441 and encodes 146 amino acids. The transcript is spliced from 3 exons. Lineage: Eukaryota; Fungi; Ascomycota; Sordariomycetes; Diaporthales; Diaporthaceae.
AUGUCUUCCAUCAGACUCAACAUCAUGAACUCGACCUCGCGAGCUUUGCUGCGCCCCCGUUUGCGGCCACACUCGAGAACAGCACUCAUCUCCAGGAGGAGAUAUGCGAGCGACAUGCCAGAUCACCCUCCAUCACGCACUGAGGGCACCGGCGGACUGCCGUGGCUCAUAGGAGCCAUCGCAGUCGUUCUUCCAACCACCUUCUGGUUAUUGAGCAGUGGCCAAAAGGCCGACAAGCACAAUGACCACGAGCAACAGCGAGCGUUGCGCUCUUCACACCCUGGGAUCAUAAACACGCCCCAUAAGGACAUAGAAACCAAGGCGGAUGGCUCAGAUUCCGAAUUGCCAGAGGAUGCCCCAAACAGGCCAGAAAAUCGUGAGAAGAUCGAAAAGAAGCUGGCAGAGAAGCCGGCGACUAAGAGGGUAGAUCCCAUGAAAUAA